CCAAUGUUCUGAGAUCACUUUCUUUUCUCUCCAGGUCUCUCUUUUCUCCAGGAGGAAAAAUGGCGUCUCUUGCAGUUGAUCCACAACCGGUAUGAUUUUUUAAACACACAUCUCUCUCGGCCCUUCCUUUCUCAGUGUUUGAGUCAUUAAUAUCUGUUCAUCUGUGGUUGCAGAGCGUGGUGACCAGGGUGGCCAACUUGCCCUUGGUGAGCUCUGCCUACGACCUGGUGUCCUCCGCUUACGUCAGUACAAAGGAUCAGUAUCCGUAUGUGAGAUCUGUGUGUGAGAUGGCGGAGAAGGGUGUGAAGACGGUCAGCUCCGUGGCUGUGACAAGCGCCCUGCCCGUCAUCCAGAAGCUGGGGCCACAAAUUGCCGUGGCCAACACCUAUGCCUGCAAGGGGCUGGACAGGAUUGAGGAAAGGCUGCCUAUUCUGAACCAGCCCACAACAGAGAUUGUUGCCAAUGCCAAAGAUGCUGUAACUGGGGCGAAAGAUGCGGUGACAACUACCGUGGCUGGGGCCAAGGAUUCUGUAACCAACACAAUCACAGGGAUGGUGGAUAGGACCAAGGAAGCAGUUACUGGUGGCGUGGAAAAGACCAAGUCUGUGGUCAAUGACAGCAUCAACUCGGUUUUGGGGAGUCGGAUGGUGCAGCUCGUAAGCAGUGGAGUAGAAAAUGCACUUACCAAGUCAGAGCUGCUGGUAGACCAGUACCUCCCUCUCACUCAGGAGGAGCUAGAGACGGAAGCAAAAAAGGUGGAAGGAUUUGAUACGGUUCAGAAGCCAAGUUGCUAUGUAAGACUAGGGUCCCUGUCCACGAAGCUCCGCGCCCGGGCCUAUCAGCAGGCUCUCAGCAAGGUUAAAGAUGCCAAGCAGAAAAGCCAGGAGACUAUUUCUCAGCUCCAUUCCACUGUUCAUCUGAUUGAAUUCGCCAGGAAAAAUGUGCACAAUGCCAACCAGAAAAUCCAGGAUGCUCAGGAGAAGCUCUGUGUCUCCUGGGUGGAGUGGAUGAGAAGCAUUGGCUAUGAUGACACUGACGAGUCCCACUGUGUGGAGCACAUCGAGUCACGUACCCUGGCUAUCGCCCGCAACCUGACUCAGCAGCUCCAAACUACGUGCCAGACUCUCCUCUCCAACGUCCAAGGGUUACCACAGAACAUCCAAGAUCAGGCCAGACACUUGGGGGUCAUGGCAGGCGACGUCUACUCGGCAUUCCGCAAUGCUGCCUCCUUUAAGGAAGUGUCUGAUGGCGUCCUGACUUCCAGCAAGGGGCAGCUGCAGAAAAUGAAGGAAUCCUUAGAUGAUGUGAUGGAUUACCUUGUUAACAACACUCCUCUCAACUGGCUGGUAGGUCCCUUUUAUCCUCAGUCUACCGAGUGUCAGAACGCAGAGGCAGACGAGACCAACCCGAAAAUCCAGCAGUCUGAGCUCAAAACUCAGUAAACCUGUCCUUGUCACCAGUGCAUGAUGUGGCCAGUCAGGUGACACCCUCGGCUAAACUGAAUUUAACGCACUAGAUGGCUUUAGAUGGUCAUCCUCAGCUGAGUUAUGGCCAUGCCACAGCUGGUCCUGGCACAUGAGUUCUUUUCACCUGGCUGGUUAGUGGAGCAUGUUAGUUUUGUGAGAGCCUAGCUGGAACUUAAAAGCACAGGUGUACUUAACUGUCUUGACUGUGGCCUUUGUGUUGUUAUCGGCUGUAAACGUCUGUCUGUACUGAAUAAAGAUUCAUUCAUGUGGCCUC
This is a messenger RNA of Acomys russatus (golden spiny mouse), 1740 nucleotides long. RefSeq names its product perilipin 2 (gene Plin2). The coding region runs from base 288 to 1442 and encodes 384 amino acids. NCBI's taxonomy places the organism in Eukaryota, Metazoa, Chordata, Mammalia, Rodentia, Muridae. Gene Ontology annotation, cellular component: cytosol; lipid droplet. The transcript has 6 exons. Gene Ontology annotation, biological process: lipid storage; positive regulation of triglyceride storage. The record is from RefSeq and is a predicted model, not a curated record.